GGAAGUGUCACGACACUCAGUUUGCUUAGAUCUACAAAACAUCUGCUAAGAGGAAUUAAGCGCUUUAGCUGCAAGCGUUUAUCUACAGAUCUGUGAGCUUUAGGGACCAGAUUUCGAUGCGGAAGAGGAUAUGUUGACCCAAAAAGAGGAAUAAGAAAAACUGUUUGUUAGAAGAUUACAGUGUUUUAAGAUUUUCCUUCAAAAUGUGCAACGGCUGCGUGCAAAAGGAAUACCCGGACAGGGGUAACACCUGUCUGGAGAAUGGCUCCUACCUGAUGAACUACCGGUGCUGCGCCAGCUGCCAUCAGAGGGACUUUGUGCUGAUCAGCAAUAAAACCACAGAGGAUGAGGAUGGAGAAGAGAUCAUCACAUAUGAUCAUGUUUGCAAAAACUGUGAUCAUAUCGUCGCCAGGCACGAAUAUACUUUCUCCGUUGUUGAUGAAUACCAGGAGUACACGAUGCUCUGCAUGCUGUGUGGAAAGGCAGAGGACUCCAUCAGUGUGUUGCCAGACGACCCCAGGCAGUCUGCUCCUCUCUUCUGAGUGUCACCACCGAAACUGUUCCUGGCUGCAGGCUUCGGGGAUCCAACCCUUUUUUAUUAAAUCCAUGCAACUUUUCUUCAAUGAGUUCACCAUAUUUUAAGUCUUUGGCUGUUUAUAAACGACUGUAUGCUGAUAACCGUUGAGCAGGACAUAAAGCUUUUUCAUAUUCCUUGCAACAAAUAUUCUGUAAGUGAAUUGACAGUGUUCUGUAAAUAAACAGUUUUUACUACGUUUUA
Molecule: messenger RNA, 778 nt
Organism: Notothenia coriiceps (black rockcod)
Lineage: Eukaryota; Metazoa; Chordata; Actinopteri; Perciformes; Nototheniidae
Gene: churc1
Product: churchill domain containing 1
Exons: 4
Coding region: 204-542 (112 amino acids)
Biological process (GO): positive regulation of DNA-templated transcription; fibroblast growth factor receptor signaling pathway; multicellular organism development
Molecular function (GO): zinc ion binding
Source: RefSeq, a predicted model, not a curated record